This is a messenger RNA of Chaetomium globosum CBS 148.51, 1299 nucleotides long. RefSeq lists its product as uncharacterized. The transcript has 2 exons. The record is from RefSeq and is a predicted model, not a curated record. Bases 1 to 1299 code for a protein of 432 amino acids. Lineage: Eukaryota; Fungi; Ascomycota; Sordariomycetes; Sordariales; Chaetomiaceae.
AUGCCUACUACGAUUAAUUUCGUCGUUCCCCAGUCCUGGAGAGACUCGAACAACAGCGAAAACAUUAUGGCCCUUCGGAACGUUCCACCGCCGACACCCGUGCCUCCCAAGGUAAUUGCCGCCUAUCCGAGGGUGUUCGAUAACGACGAGGAGAACUUCAGUGACGGCUGCGACGACUGCGACAACAAAGACGGCAGCGACGCCAAAGUGGCCAGCCCCUUGACAUAUGACAAACGGCCAAUCAUCCCUUCGCCAUUCUCCGCAAGGCGCUCCGGCGCGGAACUUGAAAAGCCCAAAUCACUCCUCACCCUCGCUGUGGCACGUUCUCGUUCCUCGGUCUCCGCUACAUCUUUCGACAGCGGUGACUGGGUCACCGAUUCCAGCGAUGGCGAGACCGACAAUGACAGUGGCGGCGAUUAUAUGCCUGUCGCUCAACAAGUGGCCGAGGAUUUCAAACGCGACAACCAGGCCAUGGCCGCCACACGCUCAGCCGUCAAGUCCCUAACCUACCUAAUUUCCGAGAUUGACGUUGCCGCUGACCACUGGAGCGCCCCCAAGCAACCGCCUCCUUCUCCCGUAGGCGGCAUCUUCAACGCCAUCAGCAAGAACAUCGCGACCAACCUCAAAUUGUACGGCAACCUCGCCGCCCGGCUGCAAGUCUACCCCCGCCAACAACAACAAGAACAACGGGAACAAGAACCAACGGGGAACAAGAACCAACGGGAACCAAGAACCAACAGACCAAGCACCAACACCAGCCCCCAACCUAAUCAUCAACAACCACAACAACAACACCAACGACCUCAACCCACCUCCCCCUCCGCAUCCCCUCCCGCAAACCCAACCCCAACUCCAAACCCAAACCCAAACCCAAACCCAUCACCCUCCCACCCCCCCUUCCACCAUCACCACGACCCCCCCACCCCACCACCACCCCCCUUCAACUACACCUCCCCUCCACCCUCCGCCCAACACCCCCCCAAACCCAAAACCCCCCCAAAAAACCACCACAACACCCCCCCGGCCCUCUUCCCCGCCAGCCCGUCCCCGCCCAUCACCAUCCCGCUCCGGCCCGCCCAGCGCGAGAAGGUCCGGCACAGGACCGAAUACAACCUGCCCUUAAACAUCUCGAUGGUGCAGGACCGGCGGCAGCUCGCGGCGGGGGGGCCGUUGGGGCUGGGGAGUCGGGGUGGGAGUGGAAGAGGGAAGGUGAUGAUGGGAGAGUGUGAUUUUGAGGAGGGGUGGGACGUUGGGGUGGGUCGGGGGUGGGGGCUGUUGCGUGGCGGUGGAGGGGGAUGA